This is a messenger RNA of Prorocentrum cordatum, 233 nucleotides long. The record is from the annotation of a GenBank genome assembly. NCBI's taxonomy places the organism in Eukaryota, Dinophyceae, Prorocentrales, Prorocentraceae.
GACAGGUGCGACUGCAUUGAGAUGAUGAUAACGGAGACCGCCCUGAAACAUCGCCGGCCGUUUCCAGAAACCACGAUCGACGCCGAAUGCGAGGCGUCGGAGCUGGAGGCCCAGGGCGCAGCGCAUCCCCGAGACCCCGAUGCUGAUCCUGAGCUCUUGAGACUUACAUGGAGACCGAUUUAUCAGCCUUGCCAGAUCGAGCCCGACGCGAAUUCCGAUGCGCAGGGCAUAUG